This is a messenger RNA of Osmerus eperlanus (European smelt), 1570 nucleotides long. RefSeq names its product deoxyribonuclease II beta (gene dnase2b). Bases 138 to 1193 code for a protein of 351 amino acids. The record is from RefSeq and is a predicted model, not a curated record. NCBI's taxonomy places the organism in Eukaryota, Metazoa, Chordata, Actinopteri, Osmeriformes, Osmeridae. Gene Ontology annotation, molecular function: deoxyribonuclease II activity. The transcript is spliced from 6 exons. Gene Ontology annotation, biological process: apoptotic DNA fragmentation.
UUCCUCUUCUGCAUUUUCACCCCGCUGUGGUAUAUUCACUUUAAAAGUCGCUCAAUCACGUAGCCUACCAAAAGCCGAAUAUACGUUUAAAUAUUCCUUUCUUGUUUUUCUUUCUACAUAGUGAGUGAUACAAGACGAUGUUUAAAUUUAGUUUGGGUGUCCUUCUUCCUCAUGUGCUUCUGCCGGUUAUGGUGUGCAAAUCAGAUAUUUCUUGUCGAAAUGAAGCUGGAGAACCUGUGGAUUGGUUUAUCAUAUACAAAAUGCCCAGGUAUAAAAUUGGAGAUGUGGGGAGUGGGGUUGACUACAUGUACCUGGACUCAUCAAUGGGGAGCUGGCAGCUAAGUAAGUUCACGGUCAACACCAGCCAAGGGGCCUUAGGGAGCACGUUAAAUCAGAUUUACCUGGGUCAAGGAUACAAGUCCAAUAGUUCUGUCUACACCUUCUACAAUGAUGCUCCUCCAAUCAUGGAAUAUAUCAAAGGCUAUGGCCACACUAAAGGAGUGCUGCUCGUCAACCACUCCCAGGGGUUUUGGCUCAGCCAUAGUAUUCCCCAUUUUCCUUUCUUUGCUGAUAAAGGCUACCUCUACCCCUCCUCUGGCAAAGUCAAUGGCCAGACAGCCCUCUGUGUGACUUACAAAUAUGAACAGUUCCUCCAAAUAGUCCAGCAGCUUGUUUACAUGAACCCACGUGUAUACAACUGCUCUAUGCCAGAGAUAUUCAAGAAAGAGAUGGCACCGUUGGCACAGUUUUGUAACGGUUUGGAGCCACCAUUGGUCUCAGAAAGGAGAAUGGUAGCUCUCCUAUCAGCCAAGGGGGAAAAAUUCAUCAGUUUUGCCAAGUCACAGCUUUAUAUUGAUGAUAUCUACACUGGCUGGGUGGCCCAGGUUCUGGACACUGAUCUGCUGGUUGAAACUUGGCAGCGACGGGACUCUGAACUGCCGUCCAACUGCUCCCUCACCAGACAUACCAUGAAUGUGAGAAGGAUCAGCCUCCCUGAGCAGUUAAAAUUCAAGUCCUACUACGAUCAUUCCAAGUGGUGUGUGUCUUUGGAGUUCCAAAACCCAUGGACCUGUUUGGGGGACCUGAACAGAGAGGGGUCCCAGGCAUGGAGGGGUGGGGGACUGGUGUGUUCAAUCAAUCCACUCAUAUACAAGGCCUUUCGCCAGGUUGUGGACUGGUACAUCAGCUGUUAGAUUGCCAGAUGGUUUACCCGCCCAAUAUCCAAUUCAUAUUGGAUCAUUCCAAGUAUUGUGUAACUUCUGCUAGAUAUUGCUGUACCUGUAAUACCGACAUAAAUAGAGGAGACAGCCACGAGUACAGACAACCAAGAUGUAUGUGGAUGGUGUUCCACACAGCCGUUGUUAGUCAUGCAUUUCUGUUGCCAUGCAUACUCAUGUACAAGACCUACAAACAGCACACAGUACAUACAAAUAUGUUUAAUUAGUAAAUGUUUCUUUCUUUACCACUACUUACUCAGUCUCCACUAGCUUUUCUUAUGUUUUAUAUUGUUUGUUCUUCAAUGUCAUGCUGGUUGAUUCUUGUGAAACCUAAUUUCAAUAAAUGUAGUACA